AUGGACAAUGAUGAUCUGGAAAGCGAUUCCUCUGAAGUCAGAGAACAUACCGCGUCCUCAGUCGCACAUGGCACGCCCAUCAGUCAAUCUGAAUCACCACGCAUCAGUCUUUUCUUGACGAGGAUUGGUUCAUUCAUCCAUGCCGAAAAUCUCGACAACCUAUUAUCACAUCAGACAUCAUUUCGUGACGCUUCCAACAUGGCCCUUUUCACCAAAGAGACAUGGUGGCUCGACAUCUUGAACCCGACCGAUGAUGAGAUCGAUACCGUUUCAGAGACCUUUUCCCUGCACCAGUUAACAACAGAGGACAUCAAAACACGAGAAGCGGUGGAGAAAGUGGAAUCCUUCAAACAAUACUACUUCUGUUCUUUUCGCUCGUUCUACCAGGACAACGAAGCUAACGUGAAGCCAACAAAUCUUUAUGUGGUCGUGCUUAAAUGGGGUGUCGUAACCUUUGCCUUUGGCCAGAGCCAGCAUGCGGCAAACGUCCGCAAACGUAUCGGCAAACUGGACGACGGGGCUCCUUUGAGUGGUCACUGGAUCUGCUAUGCUCUUAUUGACGAUAUCAUCGACAGCUUCGGCCCUGUUAUCAGCAGAAUUGAACGAGAAACAUCUGCGGCCGAGAACAGUAUCCUGAUUACUCCCGCACACGACUCGAGCCCUCUAUUACGGCAGAUCUAUCGAUGCCGGAACACCGUCAUGGCCCUCCUAGGCGUGUUGCGGUCCAAAGCAACCGUGAUCAAAGGUUUCGCCCGACAACACCGCGACGAACAGAACACUACCGGUGGUGCCGAUACCAAUACCACUAGCAUUGUUGCUCCGCGCGACAAGAUUGACGCCUACCUUGAUGAUAUCCAAGACCACGUCGUCACCAUGAUGUCCGAUCUCGACUACUUUGAAAACACCUUGUCCCGCUUGCAAUUGAACUACCAGGCCCAGCUCUCGACCUACGGACUCCAAUCGCGCAGGCGGACGAUUAGAGUUCUUGGUCGAAUGGCUGCCAUUGGGGGUCUCGUCAUGGGCCUCAACGUUGUCUGCGGCUUGUUUGGUAUGAAUGUUCCGGUGCCCGGCGGCGGCGUCCAUAACUUGUUUUGGUGGUUCGGUAUCUUUGCUUUCAUACUCGUCAUCUCCGCGGUGAGCUUGGUUGCCAUAAGGAUUUUAUAG
This is a messenger RNA of Rhinocladiella mackenziei CBS 650.93, 1164 nucleotides long. RefSeq lists its product as uncharacterized. Gene Ontology annotation, cellular component: plasma membrane. The record is from RefSeq and is a predicted model, not a curated record. Gene Ontology annotation, molecular function: magnesium ion transmembrane transporter activity. NCBI's taxonomy places the organism in Eukaryota, Fungi, Ascomycota, Eurotiomycetes, Chaetothyriales, Herpotrichiellaceae. Gene Ontology annotation, biological process: intracellular magnesium ion homeostasis; magnesium ion transmembrane transport. The transcript has 2 exons. The coding region runs from base 1 to 1164 and encodes 387 amino acids.